Molecule: messenger RNA, 3114 nt
Organism: Oldenlandia corymbosa var. corymbosa
Lineage: Eukaryota; Viridiplantae; Streptophyta; Magnoliopsida; Gentianales; Rubiaceae
Source: the annotation of a GenBank genome assembly
CUUAGUAUAGUAUAUAUAGAUUUUCCCUGUAGCUCUUUCUUCUCCCUUCUCUUCCUUUUUUUUCCCUGUAUUGAAAAAAGAAUAAUAAAAAAAAAAACUCUUUGGUUUCUUCUCCUUCGCUUCUUCUGCGGAUUUUACUGUUAUAUGCCUUCAUUGCAAGCAUUCCUAUUUUCUCUCUCUACUUCUUCUUCUUCUCCCACUUUCUCUCACUAAACUGUUGCCGUCGCUUCCUUCUUGCACUGUGAAUUCCGAUUAUCUUCUCUUCAUCACCAUCGUAUAUUCUCUCAUUCUCCGUGGAUCUUUUUUUUUUUUUUUUUUUUUUAUUUUCUGAGCCUCAAAGGACAUUUGAGAUCUUGUUGACUCGGUCUACCUUCCAGAAGUAUUUGUGGGGGUAUCCGGGAGAACUGUGGCUGCCUUUAGAUGAUAGCUUCCCGUUGCAGCUUGUAGAGGCUGCAGUCAAGCAUGUUGAUAAUUCUCUGGUUGAUCUUUAAUCACUCGUACAUUGAGAACUGGGUCUGUAGUGUGAUAUUCUACUAUAUGCAGUAUAUAUACAGUAACAUAUGCCUACAAGCAAGCCAGAAACACUGUUGUGACAGUGUAGAAACCUCUUGUUCGCUGUUGCGAGUCAAUUAAGCAGAAAUUGCUUUCUAAUUUCUUGUAAAGAUAAAUGGAAAGGUACAAAAUUUUGGAAGAGCUUGGUGAUGGAACUUGUGGAAGUGUAUAUAAGGCCAUCAACAAGGAAACUUGGGAGAUUGUUGCUGUCAAAAAGAUGAAACGGAAGUUCUAUGACUGGGGAGAGUGCAUAAGUCUACGAGAAGUUAAGUCUCUCCGUAAAUUGAAUCAUCCAAAGAUCAUCAAGUUGAAGGAGAUAGUUCGCGAAAAUAAUGAGCUGUUUUUUAUAUUUGAAUUCAUGGAACACAACCUGUAUCAAAUAAUGAGAGAAAGGCAAAUGCCAUUUUCAGAGGAAGAGAUUCGAAACUUGAUGCGUCAGGUGUUGCAAGGACUUAGUUAUAUGCAUAGAAAUGGAUACUUCCAUCGAGACUUAAAACCUGAAAAUUUGUUGGUGACGGGGGAUACCAUAAAAAUCGCUGACUUCGGAUUGGCUAGAGAGGUGGCAUCCCAGCCUCCAUAUACUGAUUAUGUCUCUACUCGAUGGUACCGGGCGCCUGAAGUGUUGUUGCAAUCUUCAUUCUACACUCCUGCUAUUGAUUUGUGGGCAAUUGGUGCUAUAUUUGCAGAACUUUUCACUUCUGCUCCAAUCUUCCCUGGUGAAAGUGAAAUAGAUCAGCUAUACAAGAUCUGCUGUAUUCUUGGUAGACCUGAUUGGAGUGUCUUUCCUGAAGCAAGGAACAUUUCGAAUUUGGUUGAAAUUAGUUAUUUUGAGGUUAUGCCAGUCAAUCUUUCUGAGAUUUUUCGCAAUGCAAGUCCAAAAGCUGUGGACUUGAUUAAGCAACUUCUUUCAUGGGAUCCAACAAAAAGGCCUACAGCAGAUCAAUGCUUACAACAUCCAUUUUUUCAUGUUGAUCUGUGGAUACCUCAUUCACCUGCAGAUCCGCUUCAGCUAACUCUAAGCAACUUUGGUUCAAGUCCAAAUCUUGAAUUGAACCUCUGGGACUUUGGCUCUCAAAAUGAUGAUUGUUUUCUUGGAUUGAGUUUGGCUGUGAACCCCAGUGUUUCAAGCUUUGGUAAGGCUUUCAUAAUUAUGAUAGUCACAUUCUUUUUAAUUGGAAGUUUGCAUCUAUUGUGAUCUUUAACAGUUUGGUACCUACUAGUUGUGAUAGACUUCUUUUAGGAUAUUUGCCCUUUAAUUUGAAUUAUGAUAAACAAUAACAGAUCUUGGUUUCGUUACAUAGAAUCAUCUAUUGUUGUUUCUUAUUUGUUUAUUUAGCCAGAUGAUCAUUGCAGAAUUCUAAUUCUCUCUUCUGCUGUAACCAUAUAUGCAUAGAAGCUGGAAAUUUAAAUGUUAAUUUUGUUUGAACUUGAGUUUUCUUUUCCAUUUUACCUUUUCUGUUUUAUCGCCUUUAUUUUUCUAUGCUAGUUUUGUUUCUAGCCUUUUGGGGGCUACCUUUUGCCUGGACCUGCACAAGGGAGCUUCAGUGGAACUGGACUCGCCUUUUUCUUCAAUGGAUCUUUUCAAAUGAUAUUGUAUUUGAUAUUUGUGCAGAUUUAUUUCCUGGAGAAUUGGUGCAUAAGACUCAAUGCGAAAAGGAGGUGAGUAUAGUAGGUACUCUUAAGUUUCAUACAAGAUACCUGUGAUGUCUACUGAUGAUAACGCAAGACAUGAUGACCUGCAGGAUAUGCUGGUUUACCCAGGUUGUCAAGAUGACUCCAAGAAAUCAGGUACAUGACACAUUUCUGGUUCUACUGAAAUUGUAUUUUUUUAAGUAAAAGAACGAGGAUAUAUAGGAAGAAUUGUUAUUCUGGUCUUUUUUCAUUUGAAGAAUUGUGCCAAUCAAAUGCCUCCUUCUCCGCCUCAGUUUUUUGGUCCCUCCUACCUCAUGAAGACCACAGAAUCUCGACACCUGUGGAGUCUUCCUUAUCAUUAUCAUUCAGGUUGCUUAUGAGCUCAAAUAGAAUGAAUAAGUUUUGCUUUCAGCUGCAUCUUUGUCUCCAGUUCAUAUUUGAAUGUAUUCGUUACUUUGUUUAAUGUGUUUCCUCCUGUAUGCAGUACACUCUCGAAUCCAUCAAAUGGAGUUCCACAGUCAACUGGAUUUGCCAUUGCAUCAUUGCAAUCUAACAUUCUAGAUCGCCCAUUGCUUGCCAUGUCCUCCCCUUUUCAACAGGGACGUUGCCCUUGAAUGAUGGAGCGCAUCCGUUGCUGAUUGAAUAAGAGACGGAUUUUAGUUAUUAGCUGUAGCUGUUACAUUCUGAUAUUCAUACUUCAUAGUACAAAUUGCAUAUAUAGGAAGUUGAACUUGGCUAUGUGCUACUAGGAAGACUUUCUAACCCGUAUCUUUGAGGAUACUGUUGGAAAAGACAUUCUUAUAAUCAUGUAGAUACUUAUAUUGAAACAGCUAAUAACUAAAGUUGUGCCAAUAAGAAUUGUUCUUUCUGAUCGUUUCAAAACCUGAGUUUGAGCAACUUCCGGAAGAGUAAAUCGUUUUUCAUAACCAG